AAUGCUUGCUUUGGCUUGGUAUUGCUCGGGGCUUGUAAUAAAAUAAUAACAACAUUACAUAUUGAAACUUUGGGCUUUCAUAUUAAAGUAUAGACGAAACAGUGACCAAAGACCCUGUGUUACAUCCCAUAAAAUUCAAUAAUAAAACAGGAAAGCCUCAUAAAUGAUGAAACUAGUUGAUCAAGUUGUUCGUAGUUUUAAGGUUGCGAAGGUGUUUCGAGAAAAUACAGACAAAAUAAACAGUAUAGACUUCUCGCCUAAUGGUGAAACAUUAAUAUCUUGCAGUGAAGAUGAUCAAAUUGUAAUUUAUGAUUGUGAGAAAGGCACACAAAUGAUAACAGUAAACAGCAAAAAGUAUGGUGUGGAUUUGAUUCAUUUUACUCACGCUAAAAACACUGCAAUACAUAGUUCUACCAAAGUUGACGAUACAAUAAGAUAUUUGUCGCUUCAUGAUAACAAAUACAUUAGAUACUUUCCUGGGCACACAAAGAAAGUGGUAACACUAUGUCUGUCACCCAUAGGCGACACCUUUUUAUCAGGAUCUUUGGACAAAACACUUCGCUUGUGGGAUCUUCGUUCACCAAAUUGUCAAGGCCUAAUGCAUCUCUCAGGACGACCGGUUGCUGCUUAUGAUCCUGAAGGAUUAAUAUUUGCUGCUGGUGUAAAUUCUGAGAGUAUAAAGUUAUAUGACUUAAGAUCAUUUGACAAGGGUCCAUUUGUGACAUUUAAAUUAAAUCAAGAAAAAGAAUGUGACUGGACUGGAUUAAAGUUUUCACGUGAUGGUAAGACUAUGCUAAUAAGUACAAAUGGAUCAAUAAUACGGCUUGUAGAUGCCUAUCAUGGAACUCCAUUGCAGACCUUUACUGGACAUUUAAAUAAUAAAGGGAUACCUAUCGAAGCUUCUUUCAGUCCAGACUCACAAUACAUAUUUAGUGGAUCUACCGAUGGCAGAGUUCAUGUUUGGAAUGCUGAUACUGGUUAUAAAGUUUGUGUUUUAAAUGGUGAUCAUCCUGCUCCAAUACAAUGUGUGCAGUUUAACCCAAAAUUCAUGAUGUUAGCAUCUGCUUGUACUAAUAUGGCAUUUUGGUUACCAACUGUAGAUGAUGUGUAAAGGUUUCAUUUAUUAGGUACAUAUAUCAUACAUUCAAAAUAAUUGAAUUUGUCAGUCUUAUAAACUAAUUAUUUUUCCAAGAGAAUGCUUAUGAUAACCAUAAGCUACAUCCACAUCAAUAUGAUCCAUCUUGGAUCAGCUAACCAGGAAGUGGAUCCUGUAGCAUGAAGUGAAUUACAAAUAUCUUUGCACCUUUUAUUGCUAGAGGUAAUGUCCACACCAACAGAGCUCUUGUGGAGUGCACUCCUGCGAUUUGAAUGUGUUAGAUUGUUUAAUGUGGAUCCCUGUUGGAUAUUCAAUUUAUUUAGUAAUAGAAUUGUGAAAUUUCUUAAUCUACAAAGGUUGAAUUUUUUUCUAACAGAUUACUUUCUGUUACAGAAAAAUAAUCUUACUAAAUAGGUACUAUUUGUGACAAGAUAAGUGGGCCAAAAUGCUCACAAGAUGUAAAUAUUUCAAUAUUAUAAAUAUUAAUAAUUAAUUUUGUGUUUUAUUUUUAUUGUAUCAGAGACAAAGGCAUAUCUAUGUAUAAUUUAAAGAAGUCUUUGGAACUGGCUUAUCAUUGUAACAUCACACUCGUAAACGGUUAUUAAUUUGAUUUUAUAUGAUUUUUAUUUUAUAGUAGUUGUUAAUAAUAAGGGUUAUUCCCAGUCCGCCAAAUGGAAGAAAAAGCUGGAACCAUUUUUUUUCCUACAUUUGACCCACACAUCAUGAAAUGAAAUCUUGCAUAUGGGUUUUCUUUAAGAGGGAGGCGUUCAUUAAGAGAGAAUUUUAUAAUAAUGCAUAAGUAUCUUCAAAACCACGCGGACGAAGCAGUUUCUUAAAUAAUGAAAACGUUUAUAACAUAAGUACUAUAUCACUUAAAGUUUGAAAAAAAGAACAUAAUUAUUACUUCAAUUUUUUUAGCACAAAUCGAUACUCAAAGUAAAAAUUUGUAAAAUAAUUAUAAUUGUGUUUUUUUGACAGUACUUGGGUAGUAUUGUUGACAUCAAUAAG
This is a messenger RNA of Diatraea saccharalis (sugarcane borer), 2104 nucleotides long. NCBI's taxonomy places the organism in Eukaryota, Metazoa, Arthropoda, Insecta, Lepidoptera, Crambidae. The record is from the annotation of a GenBank genome assembly.